Messenger RNA from Scaptodrosophila lebanonensis, 488 nucleotides. RefSeq lists its product as uncharacterized. Bases 96 to 404 code for a protein of 102 amino acids. The transcript has 4 exons. The record is from RefSeq and is a predicted model, not a curated record. Lineage: Eukaryota; Metazoa; Arthropoda; Insecta; Diptera; Drosophilidae.
GUACAGGCUGUUUAGCCACAAUAGUGUGUGGCUCCAAAUGGCCACCUUCAGGUCCAUGUCCAAAAUUUAAAAAGACUACCACUCUAAAGGGCACAAUGCCUAUUGUGGCAUAUCACAAUGAAAUGAAUGAUAAACACGAUCAUGUAUAUUGUGAUAAAACAAGUGUCUAUCCGCCACCACCUGUAGUACAAGUACCUGGAACUAAUUAUAGUAUGUCGCGCUUCAUUGUGGACUCUGAUAAUGCCAAGUUUGUCAUUCUUUGGAGCUGUAUGGACUUUAAAACGCAGCACACUGGAACUGUUGAAACGUUUGCAAAAAGUAAAUUAACUGCUGCGGAGAUCGAGAAGGUAAAGGCAAUACAUAAACAAAAUGGAUUCAAGCACACUGUUUUUUUCUGUCCUUAGAUACUUUUUUAUCAUUAUGCGUGUGAAAAAAUAUUGAGUUUCAAAAAUUUUGUGCAAUAAAAAAGGCGAAGAUAUUUAAAUGUU